Megalobrama amblycephala (Wuchang bream) is the source of this 2117-nucleotide messenger RNA. RefSeq names its product hydroxy-delta-5-steroid dehydrogenase, 3 beta- and steroid delta-isomerase (gene hsd3b7). The record is from RefSeq and is a predicted model, not a curated record. NCBI's taxonomy places the organism in Eukaryota, Metazoa, Chordata, Actinopteri, Cypriniformes, Xenocyprididae. Gene Ontology annotation, biological process: steroid biosynthetic process. Gene Ontology annotation, molecular function: 3-beta-hydroxy-Delta5-steroid dehydrogenase (NAD+) activity. The transcript has 7 exons. Bases 212 to 1333 code for a protein of 373 amino acids.
GACAUUUUGACUGUGAUCACAUGUUGACAGCAGUUAAAACAGCGUGCACUUUAAGCUUUCGCUCUUUGAGUCUCCAAAUUUAGGGGCGGGCAGUGUGUUGACAACAUGAGGUUCUUGGAGGGUUGGAGCAGUUCAUAUAACCAAGUGAAUCAACUGACUUUCGUCGGUAAACACUGACGGAAAAAAACACUUCAGUCAAUAACGGGAGAGGAUGCAACGGAGUAAUAAUAUGUCUAAUGAGAAAUCGAAGUUAACUUAUGUGAUAACUGGAGGGUGCGGUUUUCUUGGGCAGCACCUGUUGAGAGUUUUGUUGGAGAAAGAAGAUAAUAUCAAGGAGAUCAAGCUUUUCGAUAAAAACGUUUUCCCAAGUCUACAAAGUCACAGUACAGAGCAUGUGAAGGUGGUGGUGGUGCAGGGGGAUAUAACAGAUUACGGGAACGUACGUGAUGCUUUUCAGGGAGCAGACCUGGUUAUCCACGCGGCUAGUUUGGUCGAUGUGUGGUAUAAAGUCCCCGAGAAGGCCAUCUAUGCCGUCAAUGUACAAGGGACGGAGAAUGUAAUAAAUGCCUGUGUAGAAAUCGGUAUUCAGUAUUUGAUCUAUACAAGCUCCAUGGAGGUGGUUGGUCCAAAUGUAAAAGGAGAUACAUUCAUCAGAGGGAAUGAAGAUACUCCAUAUAAUAUAUUCCAUGAGAUGCCCUACCCGAAGACCAAAGCUGCUGCUGAGAAAAUGGUGCUGGGGGCCAAUGGCACAAAGGUAAAGGGAGGGAACAUUCUCUACACAUGCUGUCUGCGGCCAACAGGGAUCUAUGGGGAACAACAUCAGCUCAUGAAGGACUUCUACCUGAACGGGGUCCGUACAGGUGGUUGGGUGAUCAGGGGAGUUCCACGGGACACGGAGCACGGACGGGUCUAUGCAGGUAAUGUUGCCUGGAUGCACCUGUUAGCAGCACGUGCUCUGCGGGAACAUCCUGAUCGGCUGGGUGGGGAAUUUUAUUUCUGCUACGAUGAUUCACCAUACAAGAGCUACGAAGAAUUCAACAUGCAGUUCCUGUCAGCCUUCAACUUUCGCCCAUUGCACGUGCCAGUGUGGGUUCUGUGGUUCAUAGCGGUGAUGAACGACCUUCUGCGCUGGCUCCUCAAGCCGUUCUACAACUAUACACCAUUGCUCAAUGGAUACACCCUCGCUGUGGCCUGCACAUCCUUCACUGUCAGCACAGACAAAGCUUUUCGUCACUUUCAAUACCGACCUCUCUACAGCUGGGAGCAGUGUCUGGCUCGCACGCAGAGUUGGGUCAACACGUUCCCUUUAGAAACCAGCACUAAGCACACCUAACAGCUGCUUCAAUGUCACGAGGACAGUUUUAAUUAACACAUCUGUGGCCAAUAAUGAAAGAUGAGAGUUUUUUUUGUGACUCUAUGUCUCAAACAUUCUCUGACUGCAGUUGACUGAAAAUGAUUGAAUGUUUAUUGUAGUAUUUAGCGUGUGCUUUACAUUAAAGGGAUAGUUCACCCAAAAAUAAAAAUAAAAGUGUUCAGCAGAAGAAAGAAACUCAUACAGGCUUUUAACAACCUGAGGGUGAGUAAAUGAUGACUGAAUUUCAUUUUUGGGUGAACUAAGCACACUUAAACAGAGCACCUCUUAAUCUUAGAAUCACAGUUGCGAUAAUCUAUCAGACAUUUAGAUGAAUGAAAAUUCAUGUUGUUAUUGAUGUAAUAGUAACAACUGGGAGCAUAAACUUUACAAGCACUUUUAUGAAAAAUGCACAACUGAGGCAUUUUGAUGGAAAUAUGGCAAUACAUAUAUGUUGUCUUCUGUUGAUCUGAUAUCUGAAGUACAAGUCUUUGAGCUAAAUAUACUUAAUGUACCAAAUAUAAAGUAUUAUAUAAUCCACCACAUAGUUUUAUAUUUAUACAUUUCAUUGUUCAAAUGAUUUCAUUGAAAAAUAUUUUGUGACAUCACUGUAUGUUUACCUUUUACAGAUAACUAUGAGUGAACACAAGCUUUUAAUUAUAUGUCAUUUCGUUGACGUACAUAUUUAAUUGUUUAUAUGAAACAACUAAUUUCUCUGUUCAAAGAAAUAAUGCAAAGCAAAUUAAACUAUUCUACACAAGCACAA